Lachancea thermotolerans CBS 6340 is the source of this 1422-nucleotide messenger RNA. It is a transcript of the gene CDC7, whose product is annotated as serine/threonine protein kinase CDC7. The record is from RefSeq and is a predicted model, not a curated record. Lineage: Eukaryota; Fungi; Ascomycota; Saccharomycetes; Saccharomycetales; Saccharomycetaceae. Gene Ontology annotation, cellular component: nucleus. Gene Ontology annotation, biological process: mitotic DNA damage checkpoint signaling; protein phosphorylation. The transcript has a single exon. The coding region runs from base 1 to 1422 and encodes 473 amino acids. Gene Ontology annotation, molecular function: ATP binding; protein serine/threonine kinase activity.
AUGUCAGAAAUCCCUCAGGAGAUCGUAGAAGAGAUGAAGGAGCUUUCAGUGAGUGUUCCAGAGCUGGGGUCGCGCUACAAGUUGCUGGACAAGAUUGGAGAAGGGACUUUCUCAUCAGUAUACAAGGCCGAAGACUUGACGGGUUCUGUAACCAACUCCUACGCCAACCAUUUCUGGAACGCAGACGGAAAGAAGCGGUAUGUGGCGCUUAAGCGAAUCUAUGUGACGUCUUCGCCUCAGCGGAUCUAUAACGAGCUGAAUUUGCUAUACAUGUUGUGUGGCUCAACUCGGGUAGCGCCUUUGUGUGAUGCACUGCGACAUCAAGAUCAGGUCAUCGCAGUGCUACCAUGGUAUCCGCAUGAGGAGUUUCGCAAUUUCUAUCGAGAUCUGCCGAUCAAAGGCAUAAAGAAGUACAUGUCAGAACUUCUGCAAGCGCUUAGCUUUGUGCACUCAAAAGGGAUCAUACAUCGAGAUAUAAAGCCCACCAACUUCUUAUACAGUCCUCAAAUAGGACGUGGUGUUUUAGUGGAUUUUGGGUUGGCAGAACUUGAACAACAGCCUCCACGAGAUAUCGAAAACACUAAAGAUGUUAGGUCGUUAGAGCAAUUUUGCCCCUGCUACAUCGUAGAUCUCGAAACACAGUCUGCGAACCAGCUCACUUCUAAAUCUGCAUCCAAGGGAAAGCAUGCGCUACAUCCUUCAACAUUGCCAAACAACACCAACGCGCUCGUGGAUCUCACGAAGGGAUACCCUAAAUACGAAACUCGUCGCAAUAAAAGAGCAAACCGAGCCGGCACUCGUGGAUUUCGGGCACCAGAAGUGCUAAUGAAAUGCUCCCAUCAGACUACAAAAAUUGACAUCUGGUCCGUUGGAGUCAUUCUGCUGAGUUUUCUCUCAAGAAGGUUCCCAAUGUUCCAAAGUCUUGACGACACCGACUCGCUCCUUGAGUUGUGCUGCGUUUUUGGGUGGAAAAGAAUGAAAAAGUGUGCUGCUCUGCAUGGGUUGGGUUUCGAUGUCAGUGGUUUGGACGGCAUCAGCGAGGACGGAUAUAAAGGUGGGCUUAGCGAAUACAUCAAAGAGCUAUUGCGCGCAGAAGUUGAAGCCGGCACCUUUCCAAGUUAUUCAGUUGCGUUUGAGACAUACGAGUAUCUGAUAAACAAGUCCCUGGGGAAGAAUAUAGCUCCUUCAACACGCCAAGACGAUAUUGACGAUGUUUUGAACUACGAACUAAAAAAAUAUCAAGACGAAAUAUGGAGUGAUCAUUACUGGUGUUUCGAAGUUUUAGAACAGUGCUUUGCUCUAAAUCCGCAUCGCAGAAGUACCGCAGAUGAACUUCUUUCAUCCACGUUUUUCAACGAACUAAUAGACUCGGAUUGCACGGAAGAAAACGAUGAAGACGACGUUUUGACUAUUGAAAACUGA